This is a messenger RNA of Brachypodium distachyon (stiff brome), 1880 nucleotides long. RefSeq names its product protein UPSTREAM OF FLC. The coding region runs from base 342 to 1538 and encodes 398 amino acids. Lineage: Eukaryota; Viridiplantae; Streptophyta; Magnoliopsida; Poales; Poaceae. The transcript has 4 exons. The record is from RefSeq and is a predicted model, not a curated record.
GGGAAUCCCCUUGUUCAGUUGACCUUAAGGAGAAUUAGGCCAGAGCUAAAAGCAAAGUUUUUCCUGUACUCGAUCCGCCGAUCCGGCCAGUCCUUGUCACCUUUCACUGCGCUGCACUGCACUGCAAAGCUCUUAUAUGCACCUACCUACGCGCUGGUCCUGGCACGUUUGAAUGCCUGAACACAGCAUCGCUGCGUCCUCCUUUUGCUCCUUCCUUUGUGUCGCACUCGCCGCUUCCCCUUUAAACGCUAGCUUCUGCGCGCUGCUGACGACGCGUACGUCUGCGUUCUCGAUUGCUGCUAGUUUAUAGCUCAGAGGUUACCGAAGCGCGGUUGCCGAAGAUGGCAGUGGUGGUGGCUGGCAGCAGGGCGAGAGCAGAGCAGCCGAGGCCGCAUUGGCGAGAGCGGCAGCAGGAACAGAGGAGCCCCGACAUGGCGAUGCCGAGGCCGCCGCGCCCGCGCCCGCAGCAGCCGGGGCCGGCGAGGGUGGCCGUCGUGUACUACCUGUCGAGGAACGGGCAACUCGAGCACCCGCACUUCAUGGAGGUCGCCCUGCCGUCGCCCGACGGCCUCUACCUCCGAGAUGUGAUCGAUCGGCUUGACGCGCUGAGAGGCAAGGGGAUGGCGCGCUUGUACUCCUGGGCGUCCAAGAGGAGCUACCGGAACGGGUUCGUGUGGCACGACCUGUCGGAGGACGACUACAUCCACCCGGUGGCCGGGCGGGAGUACGUGCUCAAGGGCACCGAGCGGCUGCACCCGCCGACACAGCAGCAGCUCCCGCUGCUCGUCGACGCGGCCGCCGCGUCAUCCUCCUGCUCCACGGGCUCGCAGGACACCACGGCGACCACGUCCUCCUCGUCGGGGUGGGAGCACAGGAGCAACAGCAGCCUGGCUCGCCAACAGAAGAAGGCAGAGGAGCGCAGCGAGUACAGGGUGGUGUACAAGGCCGACGAGCGCGCCGGGGCCGGCGGCACGGACGCGGCCACGCAGACCGAGGACGUCUACCGCGGCCGCGGCCACCAGCAGAGGCGGCGCGCGCAGCAGCAGGGCGAGGACGAGACGACGGCGUCCACGAGCCCCGAGACGCUCGAGGCGCUGAUCAGGGCGGACGGGCGCGUCGUGGCCGGGAGGGCUAGGGCGUCCUCGGUGCUCAUGCAGCUCAUCUCGUGCGGCUCCGUGUCGGUCAAGGGCGGCGCGCUCGCCUCGCCGGCCAUGCCGCGCGUGGUGCACUACCGCCCGCGCCCGCCCACGGCCGUCGAGAUGCCAGCCUUCCGGCAGAAGUUCGUCGAGGACAAGGAGUACUUCAGCGGGAGCCUCGUGGAGACGCAGCACUCGGCCGCCGCUGAUAAGUCGCAGGACAUGGCCGUUCUCCGGCGGUCGUCUUCGUACAACGCCGACAGGGCGUCGAAGGUGGAGCCGGCGAGGGAGGCCGUGGACCUGCAUGACAGGUGCAUCCCUCGAAAGCCCAAGAGCAAGAAAGACGGCUACCAGGUGAUCUCGUGCAGCGCCCAUGGGGGCACGAGAAUCGGAGGCGCCUGAAGGCUCGACGUGAUUGGCUGGAUCGAUACACGGGCAUCGUCAUCCAUGCUUAACAGUUAACACCGACAUGAUAAACACGGCGAGUUGGCGAGUGCGCCGAGAGGAAACUAUUGGCCAGAUUUAUGUCAUCAGGUCGUAUGCAGUGUGCUACAUGUGAUUUUCGAACAGAGACUCUCUGUUAAUAUCCUAAGCUAUAUAUGUACGUACAUUGGCUCUGGCCUCGCUAACUCGUUUGCCACGUACAAGCUUGAGUUUGUUCCGUGGGGGUAUAUGAUUCUGCUCAGCUGGUUAGUUUUAGCUCUGUACGUAAUAUGAACAGCAGGUGUAGCAAGUUUAAUAAUA